Messenger RNA from Bombina bombina (fire-bellied toad), 667 nucleotides. RefSeq names its product putative nuclease HARBI1. The record is from RefSeq and is a predicted model, not a curated record. The transcript is spliced from 2 exons. Lineage: Eukaryota; Metazoa; Chordata; Amphibia; Anura; Bombinatoridae. The coding region runs from base 143 to 445 and encodes 100 amino acids.
CAUAAAAAUGGUUGCAAGUAAAAAGUGUAUCUGAACACAUUUAAAUUUGUAUAACUCUUUUUAUUUUUCAAAAGGAGAUGCAGGAUAUUCCUGUAGGAACUGGCUACUUACUCCUGUAAAUAUUCCACGCACAAGAUCUGAAAUGCGGUACAAUGAUGCACACAAAACAACUCGAUGUGUGAUUGAGAGGACCUUUGGAAUGCUCAAAAGCCGUUUUCGUUGUCUAGAUGAAUCCGGAGGCACUCUUCAAUACGUUCCUGAGAAAGUGGCUGUUAUGGUGUUGGUCUGUUGCAUGUUGCAUAACAUCGCUUUGCGACAAUCAAACAUAGAGGAACUGGAAAUAAUAACACCAGAUGAAGAUGGUGUUGAAUCUGUUCCUCAAGAUGUAGUUGAAGGGGGUACACAUGCACGUAACCAGUUGAUACAAACUCAUUUCGUAGGUUAACUAGAAAAUGUUUCUAAGUUCAAGCAUGAAAAUCUAUAAUUCAAAAAUGAGAAACGUUCUCCACAAAAUUAUUCACAAUUUAGAUGAUGAGAGUGAUGUGUAAUUCAAAAAUAAAUAUGUUCUGAUUGAUACAGUUGAAAAAAAAAAUAUUUGCAUAUGUUGUCUUUUCUUCUAUUUGUUAUUUGUUUAAAAAAAUUAAAAUAAAAUCAAAUUUUUUUUUAA